Molecule: messenger RNA, 1271 nt
Organism: Hymenoscyphus albidus
Lineage: Eukaryota; Fungi; Ascomycota; Leotiomycetes; Helotiales; Helotiaceae
Source: the annotation of a GenBank genome assembly
AUGGACACAGCGGACAGCAUGGCGCUGCAAACUUUACUCGAAGGCCCAGCUUUGAAACCUCCCCUAGGCAUGACAUCGAAUUUUAUCCAUCCGCCAAAUUUCAUGAAAGCAAUGCUGAUAGUGGAAUUGAUAUUUUUUCUGCUUCCAACGGUGGCCGUCUCAAUCCGUCUAUACACAAAAACUCGAAUUAUUCGGAAGGUUACGUUGGAUGAUUGUAUGUUCCCAUGACACCUCACUUGACAUUCAUUCUUUAUGAAAGACUAAUUAAUCCACCACAGACUUCUGCUUCUUAGCUUUUGUAGGGAACAUUUAUGCUUCUAAUUACUUGAUCGAUUGACUGAUGUAGCAGUUACUAUUCCUAGGCGUUCUAGUAGCUGCUAGAUUAGGGGAUCAAGCAGCAGGUGCUAGACACCAAUGGGACGUAAGGAUCAAAGACCUUCGAACAUUUCUCUACGUGCGUAUUUCCAUACCAAAAACACCCGAGCUCGCUAAUCCAAUCAAGGACUUUCGCAUAGGUGCCAUACUAUAUAGCCUGGUAGUACUUGCUAUCAAAACCUCCAUCCUCCUACAAUUCAUCACAAUCUUCUCCACGGCUAAGAGGGGGAAAUUCUUCUGGGCCUGUCAUGCACUGAUUUGGUUGAACUUGGUCUUUUAUGGCAGCGGCUUCUUUCUUGAGAUCUUCUCGUGCCAGCCGAUUAGGAAAGCGUGGGAUCCGCUCGUGGAAAAUGGAACUUGUAUUGAUAUGGGAUCAGUCUUGGUCGCAUCCGCUGCUGUAAAUGUCGCUUCUGACUUUAUCAUCGUUCUCCUGCCACAACCUAUUAUUUGGAGACUCCACUUGGAUAAUCGGAAGAAGUUGGAAAUCUCAGCAGUUUUCAGCGCUGCAAUUCUGUAUGUGGUAUUGAGAUCACCUCAUUGCGAAACCUGAAAUGCUAAUCUGAUGAGAAAUCAGGGCAUGCGUCUCAGCAGCAAUAGGUUUAUACUACCGCGUACUCCUAGCAGAAUCAGCUGAUACCACUUGGUACAUUAGCAUGAUGACAACAUACACUUUCCCUGAGUUGGGCCUUGCUAUUGUUGCCGGCUGCCUACCAUCAAUUCCAAAGUUCUUGAAAACAAUAAAAAAUAUCAACGUUUCCUCUCAGAUUGCUACCAGCCUUCGAGGGCAAGCAUCAAGUCGAAACAAUCGUGAGGAGGCUGAGGAUAGAAUUUCAAUGGUCAGAACAGGGAGCAACCAGAAGGCGCUGCUUGACAGCUUCGACGGGCGUGUUGUGUAG